UUUGUCAUCCAAAUUUUCCUACUCAUUAAUAGCUACAAAUGUGGAAAUCCCAACAUUUAUUUCCUUGCUAGUGCUUUCUUUUAAAAGCGAAAGAAAAAGAUACAAAUUUAUUCUGAAUAUUUAUGCGCCAAGUUGACAACACCUUAAUGUAAGUUUAGAAAAUGCUACCAAAAGCAUGUUUUUUACUGGUGCUGCUCUUCAUUGGGAAUGCAGAUAACAAAGAAGCAGAGAAAGUUGACACUAUUACGCAAUUUGAUGAUUCAAAUCACAACGGGAUUGAAAGACAUCGGUAUAAAAGGGGUCUUUUUGGAGCUGAGGAUCAAUACUUCCGGCAAUAUUUCCAAGAUAAAGGGCUUCUCCAAAACUACAUUAAUGCCAGAACACCAGAUGGUAGAAUAACAAACUGGGCUUCGCUGGGUGAUGGAUCAACUUCAUACACUGACGCAAUUCGAAAGUCUACUAAUUAUUAUAGAGUCCAAGCAGAAAGUGGUCAAAAUGUGGAUGGUCAGUUAAGACGGGUUCAGCAGAUUGUAGAUGAUCGGGUCGCCCGGGCUAGCCGUCACGGAGGCCCAGAUAGAGGACACAACCACGCAAUCAACAACUGGCGAAAUGGACAGGAACGAAUUCAAGGAGGCCAGCGGACCUACUGGGCCAGGUGUGGUGGAUCUAAUGGGCGCAAAAAGAGAGGAAUCGGUGCAUUAUUUCGGGGAAUUGCACGCCUUUUCGGUCGACGAGGUUUGAGACGUACACGUACUGGAUUUAGACGUACAAGCACUGUCAGAAGAAUGAGAUGUUGAUUAAGACAAGAAUUAGAUUUCGGGUCUUACAACAUUGCUAGAAGCUUAUGAAUCAACAUAUAAAAUA
Messenger RNA from Saccostrea cuccullata (small rock oyster), 864 nucleotides. RefSeq lists its product as uncharacterized. The record is from RefSeq and is a predicted model, not a curated record. Bases 162 to 797 code for a protein of 211 amino acids. The transcript is spliced from 5 exons. Lineage: Eukaryota; Metazoa; Mollusca; Bivalvia; Ostreida; Ostreidae.